CAUUUUAUAUGUAAGUACAUUUCAUAAUCAACAUGUAGAGAAUAUUUUGUAAGCAUUUUCUUUAUUUUUGAAAUCUAAAUUAAAAGUGUAAUUUUCAAUAAAUGUCUAAAAAAGAAGUUAUCCAUAUACAUAUCGGUCAGGCUGGAGUACAAAUAGCAAACGCCUGCUGGGAACUUUAUUGCCUUGAACAUGGCAUUAGACCAGACGGUAUCAUGGCAUACGCAGAUCCUGCAAGUGCCUGUGGAGCAUUUUUCAGCCAGACAGGGGCUGGCAAAGUUGUGCCUAGAGUUGUCAUGGUUGAUUUGGAGCCUACACCAAUAGAUGAAAUACGAUCGGGAACAUAUCGAGAGCUGUUUCACCCCACUUCUUUACUUACCGGCAAAGAAGAUGCGGCCAGCAACUUUGCUCGAGGAUAUUUUGGAGUUGGUCGUGAGAUGAUAGAUUUAGCCCUCAAUCGUAUAAGAGUAGUUGCUGAAGACUGUAAUUCCUUGCAGGGAUUUAUUAUAUUUCGUUCUUUUGGUGGAGGCACCGGUUCUGGAUUUACAGCUUUGUUACUUGAAGGACUAAUACGGGACUAUGGAAAGCUAUCUAAAAUUGAAUUUGCCAUUUAUCCAUCGCCGAGGAUGUCUCCAAUUAUUGUGGAGCCAUACAAUGCUGUGCUGACAACACAUGCAACAAUGGAUACAGAAGAUGUCUGCUUCAUUUUUGAUAAUGAAGCGUUGUAUGAUAUUUUAGCGCGUUUGCUAGAUGUGCCCCGGCCAACGUACACUAAUUUAAAUCGACUUAUUGCUCAAGUCGUGUCAUGCAUGACCGCGUCAAUGAGAUUUGAAGGAUCCUUAAAUGUGGAAUUGGUAGAGUUUAGAACAAAUCUGAUACCAUAUCCAAGAAUACACUUCCCAUUGGUUACGUUUGCUCCAUUUGUACCGGCGACUAGAGCGUUACACGAGGCGAAUACCACGCAACAGUUGAUGAUGCAAUGCUUCGAACCGUCUAAUCAGAUGGUUAAAUGUGAUCCAAGACAUGGGAGUUACAUGUCUUGCUGUUUAUUAUUUAGAGGAGACGUAAACACGAAUGAUAUAAAUACAGCAAUUAAUCAAAUUAAAAGCAUGCGAUCUAUAAAAUUUGUGUCCUGGUCCCCGACUGGAUUUAAGAUAGGCGUGAACUAUCAGCCACCUACUACAGUUCCUGGGGGUGAUUUAUCUGCUUUAUUGAGAGCAGUUGUUAUGGUCUCCAAUAGUUCCGCUAUACGAACUGCCUGGGAGCGCCUUGGUAAAAAAUUUUCGUUGAUGUUUUCUAAACGUGCUUUUGUACAUCAUUACGUUGGUGAGGGGUUGGAAGAAGGUGAAUUUAAGAAUGCUCUUGCAAAUAUCAAAGCACUGGCCAAAGAUUACAAAGAAAUGGAAGAUUAACAUUUUGUUAGUAAAACUAUUGUCAUUUUAUUUUGAUAUUGAUAACUUUUUAUGCACUAUUGUUCUGUCGUUGUAAUAUACAUGUUGACUUAAG
Trichoplusia ni (cabbage looper) is the source of this 1503-nucleotide messenger RNA. Its product is annotated as tubulin alpha chain-like. Gene Ontology annotation, molecular function: GTP binding; structural constituent of cytoskeleton. The record is from RefSeq and is a predicted model, not a curated record. The coding region runs from base 102 to 1409 and encodes 435 amino acids. Lineage: Eukaryota; Metazoa; Arthropoda; Insecta; Lepidoptera; Noctuidae. The transcript has 5 exons. Gene Ontology annotation, biological process: microtubule cytoskeleton organization; mitotic cell cycle. Gene Ontology annotation, cellular component: cytoplasm; microtubule.